AGCGAUUUUUUCGAUGGCUCGCAAGUGUGUCCAUGACAUUGAUGUGGCAAUGCGACUCAUCCGUGAUUCAGUUUUCCGCAAGCAACAAUACGAUCGAGACACGGUUUCGUAAGCAUUUUCUGGAUGUGAGACUUUUACAUAUCCACACACAUAUACGCUAACUAAGCAACAGUGUAAGCCAGUCUAACGACUAAAUCACAUACACUACAUACAUACGUACUUAGCAAAGAAUACUGGCUAUGCGGUUUUGUUGUGGAAUAGAAAUAACAAGAAGAAGAAGCAAAAGAAUAAGAAGACAACAAAUCGGUCUAGAGGUGAAAGAAAAGUGUUGAUGGCAAUAAGCAGCUUAGUUUGGUUAGAAUAGUUGCUUCGAAAGGUUGGAAAAUUGGAAAGAGAAUGAAUGCAAAUAAACAAAUACGAAAAUGUGACAACAAAUAAACUUAUAAAAUUAAACCAAAUUAAUUAAGCCAACACCAACAGUGAAAAUGUAAUUGGUGAACUUGUGUUUUGAAUUACGACAAAGGCAUUUUGGAGAAUCAGUGCAAAUAUUUACAAAUUGGCAAAAGAAAUUACAUGAAAAGUUGCGGAACAAAAAUAAGUUGUGAAUAUUAAAGAAAAUAUGAAAAUUCUAAGUGAAAACCAGAAACCCGAAGGAGAAGGAAAAAUAAAAAUUCUAUUCAAGAUUAAAACAAAUAGCAAAUAGUUAUAGUUUAGAAAAAUAGUUGAUAAUUGUUAACCCAUAAGACUGCAUUUAUUGGAUUAAACGCAUAAGUUAAGCAGCAUUUAAGUGCAAAAUAAAAUAAUCUGUAAAAAAAAAAAUUUAAAAAAGUAUUUCAACAAUAUUGAACUUAAUAAUUAGAAUAAGGUGAAUAAGAAAGCAAUAACUGUUUAAAGACACAUUUUUAAACAAAACACAUGCAAGUUGUAGGAUAGUGUGAGAAAAGUAAUUAACAAUAAUUUGUUUUUGUGUCAGAUGAAAUUGGAUUAUCCAAUCAGUGUUGGUGUAAACACUAAUUAAAUACAACAACAACUGGGAAUAUUACGCAAAACUAAUGGAAGAACUCAACUACAACAACAAAGGUACCACACAUUGAAACGCUGGAAUCCACACACAUACACACACACACACAUAAAUAAAAAAAAUUUAUAUACAGCUUCAUGUUGAUUGCUGCCGUUUAAUUGCUGUUUCAUAUAAUUGGAGUAUACAUACAUACAUACAUACAAACAAGUGGAUUAGCCGUUGGAUUUCAAAUGCAAAUGUAUGUCGGCUUAUGAAGAGGUCUAGGAUGUCCAAUUAUGUUCAUUAAUGGUAAGACUUUGGAAAAUACCACCUGGUCUAAUAAGAAGAAUUUUUAACAUAUUUAAGGACAAAUCGAGUUUCAAAAUUUUCAACGUUAAAAGUCAUUUUUCAUAGUAGACUAACACGGAAACUAGAACCUCCUGCAUAAUUAACCAAAAACAAAAAGAAAUAAUAGCGUAAGGAAAGCAGGAAAGCAGGAAAGCUCUUUUUCAAGAAACUAUCAGAGUAAUCAAUAAGCACAGCAAAUACAUAAUGAAUGCGCCACAAUCAGCAGCAGCACACACCACCAGAAAGCAUUGCAACAGCGGCAGCAACAACAACGGCAACAGCAGUAGUAUCAUUAGUCGCAUUAGCAACAGCAACAACAUGAACACCACCGUAAACACACUACACCAGCAACAACAGCCAGCCAGCAGUAGCACAAUGUCCACAGCGACGACGAUGACAACGUCAGCACUGAGACACACACAAAGUUCCGCAGCACUGCCGCCCACCGCCUCGACGACCAACACAGCUGCCUGUCCGACUCCGACGGGGCGCAGCCCCUCGCCAGACGGCACACAAGAUUACGAUGUAACGCGCAUGCGUGAGGAGGACUUUGAACGGCUGGCCGUUUAUAUAGUGCCCGAUGUGCAGUGUGAACGCGGCAUAGCGAAUCGGGCAGAUCGUACGUUACCACGUAGCCUAACACUGAAACCUUCGAUGGUUUUCUCAACGCCAAAUGUUAAGACUGAAGGAGUUUGGAGCACAGGUGUCAUACCACGCGGCACACGUUUUGGCCCCUUUGAAGGCGUUCCAACUCCAAAUUAUCCCAACGAUAAGAAUAGGGCGCGCUAUUUUUGGCGGGUGCAGGAAACACGCCACAUAACCUACGGCAACAUUAAGAUCUUCAAAGAUGACGACUUCUACUAUCUGGACGGCUCGGAUCGUGCGCAAGCCAAUUGGAUGCGUUAUGUUGCCUCCGCCUACAGUCUCUCCGUAAUGAAUUUGGUGGCGUGUCAACAUCAGGAGAACAUCUAUUUCUAUACAACACGAGACAUAAUGCCCAACGAAGAGUUAAUGGUAUGGUAUUGUAAGGAUUUUGCGCGACGGCUUGGUUAUGACGUGGAUCCGGAGCGUACGAUUUUCGGCGCAUGCAAACAGUCCGCCGAUGAGGACGAGGACGGCGAGCCCGAUGGUGAUGAUGAAGAUGUGGCAACAACAGCAUCAUCGCCUACGGCGACGACUUCACCAUUGCUGCUGGAGCACAAGCCAAAGUUGCGUUCGAACUCACCAUAUUGCAUGCCCGCUCCCGAGAUACCACCAGAAGUUGCCUACAAUCACAUCACCUACGUCAUGGGCCUACCAAUACCACCACUACCGGCUGUGCCAGGCAAUGGGUCUAGUAAUCGGCGCUCCGUUACGCCUAGUCCCUCUCCGCCCAGUUGUAGAGAGAGCAAUGCAAGCCAUAUGCAACACUUGGCCGGCCUACCACACAUACUCCAUGCGCAGUCAUCAAUACUUCCUCGCCAUCAGAUUGCACAGCAAAUUCCAACACACCAGCACCAACACCAACACCAGCAUCAGCAACAGCAACAGCUCGCAUCAUCACAUCAUCAGCAGCAUAUACAACAACAUCAAACGGUUUUACAUCUCAAGCAAGAGCCUGGCGCGUCGGUAAUUGUGAGAGACCGUUCACCGGCGACCAGCGAAUGUGGUGUAAAGGAGGCAAAGGAUGCCGCGAGCUCACCCAUACCACACAAGGACGCACAAUAUGAGCAUCAGUUGACGCCGAAUGAUGGUAGCGUGCGGUCAGUUCGCUCGGAUGAGGGUUACCAUAGCAACGAGUAUCACGAAGACGGCCUAACACCACCUGAAGACUCUAGCGACAGUGAAAGUGAGCACAACUAUGUAUUAGACUGUUCGAAGAAAGCCAUCGCACCGAAAGAAACUGUCAUUACACAUCCGCAAAAGGCAGCUGUUGCUGCGGCCGUGGCUGCAGCUGCCGCUGCUGCUGCCAACAACAGCGCCACCGCUGCCACCAGCGAUAAUUCCUCUGCUAAAUCCACACCAGCUGUGGUCUCCUCGGCAGCUGUAGCAAUGGAUUGCGGUGAUAAGAACGAAUAUCGAAAGUUUAAAGUGAAAAUGCCACUGAAGUAUGAGUUCAAGAACAGCAAAUGCGCCAUUAAGACUGAGGCUAUGUGCCACAUAAGUACCAACAAUACAAAUAAUACUGACGAAUCGCCCACAACUAGAGCCACGUGUAGUGAAGAUGAUCUACUGGCUACCAAUGAAGCAGCGCCCACUUGCACUUCUUCGACGCAGUUGGACGAAGAAGCGAUGGAUGUGGACCACUUGCCCGGCUCAACAAUCCAGCAAGAACAUGCCUCCAGUACAGUUAUUGUUGCCGAUCGUGGCUUGAACGCGGCUAACGGACACACGACACGCACGAUUGUCCCACUAAGUAAGGCCUACUAUGAAGCCGAGACUACAUCACCACCUCCACAUCCAGCAACACAGUCUGCCGCAGUUGCGAGCGUCGGUUAUAUGCGUUUUACACCUCCCUCUUCAAGCAUACUGGAAACCAUACUCACAGGGCAACAUCGUUUGGAGGCAGCUGCAGCUGCGGCAGCUGCAUGUCGUCAGGCCAAUGCUGCUACACCGCCACCCUCAUCACCUACGGAAAUGGCUUACUCCUAUAAGAAAUCACAUCGUUAUGGCAAUGCCGUUAGCCCCGAUUCCAGCUCAAAUUUGGCGCAGGCUCCCGAUUUACAUGGCUCUUCCCUACACGAGACCGAAAUGUUGAUUGCAUCGUCACGUGCGAGUCUCAAGGAUGACUGCUCGCCGCCUCCGCCUCCAGGACAUCAUGUGAUGUACUCACCAGCACAUGGCGCGCACAGCGCCUUCGUCUCUGAUGGUCAUCAAACGCCUCCCUACUCAGCAUACUCGCCUUACUCUACUGGCAGCAUAAAUGGGGGUGUACCGGGCGGCGGUCAUCCGUUGUCACACGUGCCCACAUCUACCUUCCACUCGCCUCCACAUAGUUCACACUCGCCCUUUGACCGGCAAUCGAAUGCAUCCAGCGGCUCUACACCUAAUCUACACUUGCUGCAGUCCAACUCACAGAUGCUCAUGCAACCGUUACGUAUAUCUCCCCCUAACAGCUUAAGUCCUGAUGGUAAUUCAUGCCCACGCAGUGGCAGUCCGCUGAGCCCAAACUCCCUAGCUUCAAGAGGCUACCGCUCACUGCCAUAUCCCCUAAAGAAGAAGGAUGGUAAAAUGCAUUACGAAUGUAAUGUUUGCUGCAAAACUUUCGGACAGCUAAGCAAUCUCAAAGUUCAUCUGCGUACACACUCCGGCGAAAGGCCAUUCAAAUGCAAUGUCUGCACGAAGAGCUUCACACAGUUGGCACACCUGCAGAAGCACCAUCUUGUGCAUACGGGCGAGAAACCACACCAGUGCGACAUCUGUAAGAAGCGCUUCUCCUCAACGUCAAAUUUGAAGACCCAUCUGCGAUUGCACAGCGGCCAAAAGCCCUACGCGUGCGAUCUAUGCCCGCAAAAGUUCACGCAAUUCGUUCACCUGAAGUUGCACAAGCGUUUGCACACAAACGAUCGGCCAUAUGUUUGUCAGGGCUGCGAUAAGAAAUAUAUAAGCGCAUCGGGUCUGCGCACCCACUGGAAAACGACGAGCUGUAAGCCAAAUGAUUUGGAGGAAGAACUGGCCAUGGCUGCAGCAGCAACUUCGGAGUGUUUAGAUAAGGAUUUGCCUGAGCCCGACUCCCGUGAAGCCUUCGAACAUUUGCAACAACAAAUGCAUCCACACUUGCGUCACCUGCCAACGGGCCCCAGUUCGGCUAACAAUCCUGGCUCCGCCGGUCAUCCAUCACCACCACGUCUUAUUUCCAUCAACUCUCUUCAUCAGCAACAAGCACAACAACAACACGCUCACGUACAUCUCCAGCAACAGCACGCUGCCAUGCUACAACAACACGGGACUACCGCAGCAUCGCAACAGCACUUAACCAGCUCACCUUCGAACCCGGCGGCCGCUGGAAUGCUACUUGCCACGUCGGGGCAACAGCCACAUCAUACUAGCCACCAGCAACAACAACAGCACCUACAGCAUCAGCAACAUCACCAGCAAAUGCUGCAUCAGCAACAACAACAACAAUCCCACAACUUAAAAUCCGCCAGCAAACAACAAAUGCACCUACUGCCCCCCGGUGCCGCCGCCAAUAGCGGGAACUCUGUCUCAGCACCGACCAAUGAGGCUUACAUGAGCGUCUCACACGCACAUGCCGCAGCAGCAGCAGCCCAUGCGGCGGCAGCAGCGGCAGCGGCUCAUGCAGCAGUGGCUCAUCAACACGCGCAAAAUCAAGAGUCGCGCCCUUCGGUGAUCGAGUCAAGUCAGCCGAUGAUAAUCGAGUGCACAUAGAUCAGCGGCGAGGAGGUGAAAAGCAUACAACCAAAAUCGAAAGCGGUGAAGCUGCGGUCGAUGUGAAGUGAGCCCGAAUGAGCUCGAUCAUAGCCGAGCUCAGCAAAGCUGAGGAGUUAAGCUAAACUAACCAAGCUGAGAUGACUUCUACUGAGUUGAUUAGAGUCGUGACGAAAUAUCCACUCAAACCCGUCGCCCCUGAGGGUUGCAACGUCAAAGCAGGCAGCAGUGAGCUGGAAUGUCUCACGAAAACACAAAGCCAGAAAAAUAGUGAAUAAAAGUGCAAUAUGAAUAUGUAAGAAACUCAUGAGUUGGACACUUUUUAGUUUUUUAGCUAUGAGUUAUUUACGUACUUGAAAACUGAGUUAGAAAGAAUAAAAACAAAAAAGGUAUUAUUAAUUUAAUAGUCGACAAUGUCAUUUAUAAUUAGUAAAAU
This is a messenger RNA of Ceratitis capitata (Mediterranean fruit fly), 6152 nucleotides long. RefSeq names its product zinc finger protein rotund (gene Blimp-1). The transcript is spliced from 7 exons. Gene Ontology annotation, cellular component: nucleus; cytoplasm. Lineage: Eukaryota; Metazoa; Arthropoda; Insecta; Diptera; Tephritidae. The coding region runs from base 1553 to 5716 and encodes 1387 amino acids. The record is from RefSeq and is a predicted model, not a curated record. Gene Ontology annotation, molecular function: histone deacetylase binding; RNA polymerase II cis-regulatory region sequence-specific DNA binding; DNA-binding transcription repressor activity, RNA polymerase II-specific. Gene Ontology annotation, biological process: regulation of transcription by RNA polymerase II; cell fate commitment.